Molecule: messenger RNA, 3451 nt
Organism: Trichosurus vulpecula (common brushtail)
Lineage: Eukaryota; Metazoa; Chordata; Mammalia; Diprotodontia; Phalangeridae
Gene: ZBTB16
Product: zinc finger and BTB domain containing 16
Exons: 7
Coding region: 348-2372 (674 amino acids)
Biological process (GO): regulation of transcription by RNA polymerase II
Molecular function (GO): DNA-binding transcription factor activity; protein binding; RNA polymerase II cis-regulatory region sequence-specific DNA binding
Source: RefSeq, a predicted model, not a curated record
CCUCGCAGGGGAGGGGGCUCGGCGUUGACGUGGGACGCGGCGGAGGCGCCGCAGCCGGUGGUGAUUUGCUAACCUCGCAGCAGAGAGGAGUUAAGGGCGAUGAGAGCGGGUACUGCGAACUGCCGGGCUAUGCCGCCGCCGCCGCCGUAAUACCGAGAGCAACAGUUCCACCACAACACCCCUCCCAGACACAGACACACACACACCCCCACGGGCACGCACACCCACCCCAGAGCGCACGGCUCGGCAGCGGCCUUUCUAUAUAGCUGACCCUGCAAGGCCACCCUGCCCUACCACACAGACACCAGAAGGAAAGACAGCCUCAUGCCUAAGCCCCGGACAGUGCCAUGGAUCUGACAAAGAUGGGCAUGAUCCAGUUGCAGAACCCCAGCCACCCCACGGGGCUGCUGUGCAAAGCCAACCAGAUGCGGUUGGCAGGGACCCUGUGUGAUGUGGUCAUCAUGGUGGACAGUCAAGAGUUCCAUGCUCACCGGACAGUCCUGGCCUGUACCAGCAAGAUGUUUGAGAUCCUUUUUCACCGGAACAGCCAGCACUACACCUUGGACUUCCUGUCGCCAAAGACCUUCCAGCAGAUCCUGGAGUAUGCCUACACAGCCACCCUUCAAGCCAAGGCUGAGGACCUGGAUGACCUGCUCUAUGCAGCAGAGAUCUUGGAGAUUGAGUACCUGGAAGAACAGUGUCUGAAGAUCCUGGAGACCAUCCAGGCCUCCGACGACAACGACACAGAGACCACCAUGGCAGAUGGUGGUGCUGAGGAGGAAGAGGACCGUAAGGCAAGGUAUCUCAAGAAUAUUUUUAUCUCAAAGCAUUCCAUCGAGGACAGCGGAUAUACCAGUGUGGCCGGGCAGCAUCUCCCCGGAGCAGUGGUAGAGCAGAACCCUUCUGUGUCCACUUCUUUUGGCCUGGCAGCCAUGAGUCCCACCAAGGCUGCUGUGGAUAGCUUGAUGAGCAUUGGGCAGUCUCUCCUCCAGGGAGCCCUGCAGCCACCAGGGGUACCCGAUGAGUCCAGCUUAGCCAGUGUUGGGCGGCACCCUGGGGUGGCAGAGGUAAAGACCGAGAUGAUGCAGGUGGAUGAAGUGCCUGGUCAGGACAGCCCCGGGGCAGCCGAGUCCAGCACCUCAGGUGGGGGUGGGGACAAGGCUGAGGAGAGGAGCAAGGACGGGCCUGGGACCCCCACCAGGAGCAGUGUUAUCACCAGCGCCCGGGAGCUGCACUAUGGACGGGAGGAGAGUACAGAGCAGCCGGUGCUCCCUGCUGAAGCCAGCCAAGGUCCCCCUGGUCGGCCCGAGCACUCCAUUGCCUCGGCAGAGAAACACCUGGGCAUCUAUUCCACUCUUCCCAAUCACAAGGCGGACUCAGUGAUGAGCAUGCCGUCCUCCAUGACCUCGACCCUGCACAUGCAGCCAGCGGCCCUGGCUGUCUCCAUGGACUUUAGCACCUACGGUGGGCUGUUACCCCAGGGCUUCAUCCAGAGGGAGCUCUUUAGCAAACUGGGCGAGUUGGCUGUGGGCAUGAAGACUGAGAACCGGGCCAUGGGGGAGCAGUGCAGCGUCUGUGGGACUGAACUUCCAGACAAUGACGCUGUGGAGCAGCACAGGAAGCUUCACAGCGGGAUGAAGACGUACGGGUGUGAGCUGUGUGGGAAGCGGUUCCUAGAUAGUUUACGACUGAGAAUGCACUUACUGGCUCAUUCAGCUGGUGCCAAAGCCUUCGUCUGCGAUCAGUGUGGUGCCCAGUUCUCCAAGGAGGAUGCGCUGGAGACACACAGACAAACACACACAGGCACUGACAUGGCCGUCUUCUGUCUACUGUGCGGAAAACGCUUCCAGACUCAGAGCGCGCUCCAGCAACACAUGGAGGUCCACGCAGGUGUCCGAAGCUACAUCUGCAGCGAGUGCAACCGCACCUUCCCCAGCCACACGGCUCUCAAGCGCCACCUUCGCUCACAUACAGGUGACCACCCAUAUGAAUGCGAAUUCUGUGGCAGCUGUUUCCGAGAUGAGAGCACGCUCAAGAGCCAUAAGCGUAUCCACACGGGGGAAAAGCCCUACGAGUGCAACGGCUGUGGAAAGAAGUUCAGCCUCAAGCACCAGCUGGAGACCCACUACAGGGUCCAUACAGGUGAGAAGCCCUUUGAGUGUAAGCUCUGUCACCAGCGUUCCCGGGACUACUCCGCCAUGAUUAAACACCUGAGAACACACAAUGGCGCCUCCCCAUACCAGUGUACCAUUUGCACCGAGUACUGCCCCAGCCUCUCGUCCAUGCAGAAGCAUAUGAAGGGCCAUAAGCCUGAGGAGAUCCCACCCGACUGGAGGAUUGAGAAGACUUACCUCUAUCUGUGUUACGUGUGAAAGGGGCUCCAGGGGAGUAGGAAGAGGAGGAAGCAGAAGAAGUGAGAGAGAGAUGAUAUCAUCGAAGGACUGCUCACACACACACACACACACACACACACACACACACACACACACACACACACACACACACGGACUGGAUUGAUAACUAUGUUUGACCUUGGGUAUCUAUACAAGAUUCUCUCUCGAGGCUCAUACCAUGGGGCUAGGUGCCCCAGGUCACAGGUGUGGCCCACUCUGGGACAGUCUAAGUGUUUUUCAUUUGGUGGGGGGGCUUUGUUUUAUUCUGCUUUGAUGGUGUUCUUGUGUCCCUCCCUGUCAUCCUUGCCUUGAAGCCUUCUUCCUCUGACCAGGAGCCAAGUUUAGGGAAGUGGGGGUAAGGUACAUCUGGCCCAGAACUAGGCAGACUUAUUGAUUCUCCACAUAACCACUGCCUGACUCUCCUCAGACAGAGGUUGAGGGGUGGUCGGCUUCAAAUCUGGAGUUGGGGGUAAGGGGAUUGGUUGGUAUAGUAGAGAUAGAGUUUGUCAUCUGCUAUAGAAUAACAGUGCUAGUUGGCUACGUCCUGCCCCCUUUCCCCCACCACACACACAUUCUCUCUCUCUCUCCCUCUCUCCCUCUCGGCUACUUUCUUAUCUCCCUCUCCCUAUAUCUAGUAGUCCUCUGUUCAUGAUAUGAACUUGUCUUCUACCUUCACACCCACAUUACCUUCCCUAGGUACCAGGACGCAAAGUCUCUAGACACCCCCUUACAUACUGAGCCUUCCAGAGGUGAAAUGUCACCCUCUCUAUCCAACUCUUCUUUAGGAACAACAUUCUCUGAUGUGUGGCUCAGCCUGUCUCCACUCCCUUUGCCAUGCUGCUAUCCCUAAGAGCAAGAAACAGCAUGGCAGUCCACCCUUAUUUAGCCCCACUAGGGGUAGGAUUGUCCCUAAAAGUUGAAAAAAAGAAAGGUGAAAACACACAUACACACAACUUCCACAGUCCAUUUUUACUAAAGGGAAGGUACACACAACUCAAUUCAAGAACAAAUAUUAAGUACCUACUAUAUGCAUGACAGGCGCUAGGUAUGACAAAGGU